UAAAUUACCUUCCUCAAUAUGUUAAGCUCUAUCAAGAAGAAGAAAAAAAUUGGUUCGUUUUGAUACAAUUUGGACUUUGCCUAGAUAGUAGAUAUAAUUAAAAUUUGAAAGUGUAUUUUGAGGAGCUGAAAUGAUAAUUAUCAUACUCUCCGAUAUGGAAGUGGAUAAGGUCCCUGCAAGAGAUGAACCCAAGUAUGGAGGAAUAAAGGCCAUGCCCUUCAUUAUAGGAAAUGAGACAUUUGAGAAGCUGGGAACUAUUGGAACCUCAGCGAAUCUCUUGGUUUACUUAACUACUGUCUUCAACAUGAAGUCAAUUACUGCUACUAACCUCAUUAACGUCUUCAAUGGUACUUGCAACUUUGGAACUCUGCUCGGAGCUUUCCUUUCAGACACUUAUCUUGGUCGCUACAAGACACUGGGGAUUGCUUCUAUAUCUUCUUUCACGGGCAUGAUGUUUUUAGCGCUAACAGCAGCAAUCUCAAAACUGCAUCCUCCACACUGUGGAACCGCAGCAAAUAGCACUUGCCUUGAACCAACUACAGGGCAACUAGCUUUCUUACUAUGUGGAUUUGGCUUUCUAGUAAUAGGUGCAAGUGGCAUUAGGCCAUGUAAUUUAGCCUUUGGAGCAGACCAAUUCAAUCCAAAUACAGAAUCAGGAAGAAGAGGAGUUAAUAGCUUCUUCAAUUGGUACUACUUCACCUUCACUUUCGCAAUGAUGGUAUCGUUGACUGUCAUCGUCUACAUUCAAUCAAGCGUGAGUUGGGCUAUCGGAUUGGCAAUUCCCACAUUUUUAAUGUUCUUGUCGUGUGUUUUCUUCUUCGUUGGUACCAAAAUUUAUGUCAUGAUUUUACCUGAGGGUAGUCCCUUGACAAGUUUUGCGCAAGUUCUCGUAGCUGCAAUAAAAAAGAGGCGAUUACAACUACCAGAACAACCACAGAAUACCUUGUUCAACCACGUUUCAAUCAAUACUAUCAACACUGAACUUCCUUAUACCGAUCAAUUUAGGUUCUUGAAUAAAGCAUCUAUUAUAACUCCUGAAGACAGAAUAAAAGAAGAUGGAUCAGCAGCCAACCCGUGGAAACUUUGUAGCAUUCAACAAGUGGAAGAAGUGAAAUGUGUUGUAAGAGUAUUUCCAAUAUGGAUAGCAGGAUUGAUAUACUACAUUGUUCUAGUCCAGAUGCAGGCUUAUGUAGUCUUUCAAGCCUUACAAAGCGAUAGGCGUCUUAGAAAUACAAGUACUUUCAAGAUUCCAGCAGCAUCUUACGCGGUCUUCCAAAUGUUAAGCAUGACUAUUUGGAUACCUAUUUAUGACAGAAUAAUUGUACCAUUUCUCCAGAAGAUCACAAAGAAAGAAGCUGGAAUAACAGUCCUUCAAAAAAUGGGAAUCGGCUUAUUUAUUGCAGUUUUCACAAUGCUAGUAUCAGCUGUAGUGGAAACUCGAAGAAGGAAUGUCGCAUUUAGCCACCCAACACUAGGCAUUGAAACAAGAAGAGGUGAAAUUUCAGCCAUGCCUGCUAAUUGGUUAAUACCUCAACUGGCUCUAGCAGGACUUUCUGAAGCAUUUACAGUCAUAGCCCAAGUUGAGUUUUUUUACAAGCAAUUUCCAGAAAACAUGAGGAGUUUUGCAGGGUCAUUCUUGUUUUGUGGAUUUGCAUUGGCUAGUUAUAUGAGUAGCUUCUUGAUAUCAAUAGUACACAAGACAACAAGAACAUCAGAUACAGAGAAUUGGUUAGCAGAGGAUUUAAACAAGGGGAGAUUGGAUUAUUUUUAUUACUUAGUUGCUGCUUUGGAGGUUUUAAAUUUGGGAUACUUUCUAAUAUGUGCCAAGUGGUACAAGUACAAGGGAACACAAAAUGAUCACAAUCUUGAAAUUGCCUUGGAAAAAUUAGAACCCACAAAACCUCUAGUUUGAUUUCUCACUUUCUUUCUUUUUCUUCUAAAUAAACAUACAUACAAUUUCAUCAGCUGCCAUGGCAAUGUACAUUUGAUUCAUGUUACACCAAAUCUCACCCAUUAGACUAAA
This is a messenger RNA of Nicotiana tabacum (common tobacco), 2023 nucleotides long. Its product is annotated as protein NRT1/ PTR FAMILY 2.11. Gene Ontology annotation, biological process: transmembrane transport. The record is from RefSeq and is a predicted model, not a curated record. Gene Ontology annotation, cellular component: membrane. Gene Ontology annotation, molecular function: transmembrane transporter activity. Lineage: Eukaryota; Viridiplantae; Streptophyta; Magnoliopsida; Solanales; Solanaceae.